Molecule: messenger RNA, 1782 nt
Organism: Paracoccidioides brasiliensis Pb18
Exons: 3
Coding region: 1-1782 (593 amino acids)
Biological process (GO): vesicle-mediated transport; intracellular protein transport
Cellular component (GO): Golgi membrane
Source: RefSeq, a predicted model, not a curated record
AUGGACGUCGUUUCAGCUGUGUCCGGCUACGUCUCGAAGAUGGUUUCCGUAGGGGAUUCAUCGGCAACCGGAUCCUCCACGGCCAAAAUGAAGAUAUUACUGCUUGAUAGUGAGACCGUCCCAAUUGUAUCAACCGCAAUGACCCAGUCCGCUCUCCUGAACCAUGAAGUCUAUUUGAUCGACCGCCUUGACAACCAGUCUCGCGAGAAGAUGCGACACCUGCGAUGUUUGUGCUUCGUCCGUCCUUCACCUGACUCGGUUCAGCUUCUCAUUGAUGAAUUACGCGAACCCAAGUACGGUGAAUACUACAUCUACUUCAGCAACAUUGUCCGCAAGUCAUCGCUGGAGCGGCUGGCAGAGGCGGAUGAUCAUGAGGUCGUGAAGGCCGUGCAGGAAUAUUUUGCGGAUUUCUCAGUUAUUAACCCUGACCUUUGCUCGCUGAAUAUUGGCUAUCCAAAGCAGAGAAUAUGGAGCCACAGCCCGGAUGUUUGGAAUUCAGACGCUCUCCAGAGAACGACAGAUGGUGUCAUAGCGCUACUUUUGUCGUUGAAGAAGAAUCCCUUGAUUCGUUACGAAAAGAAUAGUCUUAUAGCCAAGAAGCUUGCUACAGAAGUUCGGUAUAAUCUCACCCAAGAGGAGCAGCUGUUUAACUUCCGGAAAACAGACACCCCUCCCAUUCUGCUUAUUCUCGACCGUCGCGAUGACCCUAUCACGCCACUGCUGAACCAGUGGACCUACCAGGCUAUGGUCCACGAAUUGCUUGGAAUCAAUAAUGGUCGGGUUGACUUGAGCGAUGUUCCAGACAUCAGACCAGAGCUGAAAGAGAUUGUAAUAUCCCAGGACCAAGAUCCCUUCUUCAAGAAGAAUAUGUACCAAAACUUUGGCGACUUGGGUGGUAAUAUCAAAGAAUAUGUUGAGCAAUACCAGUCCCGAACGAAAAAUAACAUGAGCAUCGAGUCCAUUGCAGACAUGAAACGAUUUGUUGAGGACUACCCAGAGUUCAGAAAGUUGUCGGGCAAUGUCAGCAAACAUGUGGCUCUUGUGAGUGAACUGAGCAGAAAAGUGGGUGAAAAUAACCUGCUAGAUGUGAGCGAACUAGAACAGAGCUUAGCUUGUAAUGACAACCACGCGAACGACCUUAAGGUAUUACAACGUCUGAUUCAAUCUCCGACAGUGACCGCUGAUAACAAAGUCCGACUGGUUGCCUUAUAUGCCAUCCGUUAUGAAAAGCAACCUUCCAACGCCCUGCCCGUUUUGAUUGACCUGCUUACAGCAGCAGGGAGCGUCUCUCCACAUAAAAUCAACACUAUUCCCAAGUUACUAGCAUACCAUCACUCACUCCAAGCGCCCCCCGUGGCCGGUGGAUUUUCCGACCUCUUUGAGUCCGCAUCUUUUCUCUCCGGUGCCAGGGACCGAUUUAAACCCCUCAAGGGCGUCGAGAACGUAUAUACCCAACACUCACCGCGAUUGGAGUCCACACUCCAAAAUCUCAUCAAAGGUCGGCUGAAGGAGCUCCAAUAUCCCUUCCUCGAAGGCGGCGGACAUACCCGGGAUAAACCGCAGGAUAUCAUUGUGUUCGUGGUGGGAGGGGCAACGUACGAAGAAGCCAAGAUAGUGGCUCACGUCAAUGCUAGUUCACCUGGUGUUCGUGUUGUGCUGGGGGCUACGUGCAUUCAUAAUAGUGCGAGUUUUCUCGAGGAGGUUGAGGAUGCGGUGGGGAACUGGCCUGAGCCUGCACCGACGACGGUUGCGAGUAGGCUUCGUAGAGAGAUUGGGAGGUGA